GCAAUUCAUGAAAUAACGAGCUAGCCAACGUCAACAUUUAAAGCAAUAGAUGGUCACUUGUUGUCAUUGCAGUUGAACAAAUUCGCCCACUCACGAAUUCAGAGUCGUUAGCUUCCCUGGUCAUAGAGAAAACUGUUGGCGUUCUCGAAAUUCUGUUCGGAACAAAAUGGUACAUAGUACUUGUGCUAGAUUUAAAGGAGCACGCGUCUGAUUUUGUGGUUGAUGCUGAAUCAACUGAUUCUCCAGAUGAUGGAACACCACUAACACCAUCAGCUGACUCAUCAUCAAAUCCUUCGACCGUUAGCACCUCUCCUAUAACUGAGCCAAAGAAGAUCCGCUCGUAGUGUCCUCUAGACAUUUGACGCUCGCCUCGCCUGUUUUCAAAGCCAUGUUACGAGGAAACUUUCAGGAAGGUCUCAAGCUGAAAGAAGCUGGCAAAGUUGAGAUACCGCUCCCGGAUGAUGAUUCUGCUGCGUGGAACAUCUUGCUCAAUAUCAUCCAUGGCCGGUACAUGUCCAUUCCACUCCAACUCAAAUUACAAGUAGUGACCCAAAUCGCUGUCUUGGUCGACAAGUAUAGAAUGCAUGAGGUUGUUUAUCUAUUCCUUCCCACUUGGAGGAAAGCAAUGGACUAUCCACCUACCGGCUGGGAAGAUAUAGUAGAUUGGAUUUGUAUAUCAUGGUCUUCGAACUGGAAGAAGAGUUUCGGGAGCUCACCGAGAAGGUGCAACUAGACUGCGUCAAAACUUUCGAAUCUACAAUUAGAUUCUAUAAUUUAGAUAACCUUCCCAUACCCCAAUUGAUCAUUAGCAAGUUCUCUUCCUUCAGUAUAGAUAGAAUAUCGACUGACAGAAAACAAAGACAGAAUCGAUGUAUCUCGCCGGAAAGCGAUCGGAAAGGGGCUUUAGAUAUCCUCGGAGAUAUGAUCUCACAAUACCAAAACUCAAUCACCAAUUGCAAUUGUUCUGGUUUUCGACGCAAUGAUCUAAUAGACGGACUGAAAGCACAUAGAAGGUGGUGUGAUAUAAUGGUUCAUGGGAGUCUUGUAAGAUCUGCUACACUUGAAAACAUCUACCCUAUUCCACUGGCUCCACACGAAUGGCUUUCUUUCUCUGAUUUGCAAUCAAAAAUAAGCCGUCUCGAGAUUUUCACAGCAUGUUACAUAUUAAUGAAACACACCUCAUGGAACCAUAAAAUUCACCAAAAUCUGAUUGCAUCGACCAAUUCCGCUGGAGAUGAGUUAGUUGAGCUUUUUCUGGAACCCAUUAAGAUUCACAAGAUGAAGCUACAGUGGCCAACUCAAUAGCACUGGGUGGUCGUUAAUGAAGGUGAUAAGUCCAGCAAAUGGAAAACAAUCAGGGCAUCUUGCCACAUAGAUUACUGGGUGUUGA
Messenger RNA from Sclerotinia trifoliorum, 1390 nucleotides. Lineage: Eukaryota; Fungi; Ascomycota; Leotiomycetes; Helotiales; Sclerotiniaceae. The record is from the annotation of a GenBank genome assembly.